ACUGAAUUUCCUCUCCUGAAAAAAUGGCGGUCUCAGCGGAUUGCCGGAUAUCUCUGUCGGCCUCCGUCCAGUUACGUAGAGCAAGGGGAUUGGCCGGCAGGAACUGCAAGCGCGUGAAGUUCUCCAAUGGGGAACUCAUGGGACAGAAGCUCAUGCUUCCCAAACUUUCGCAACAACGAAAUGGUUCUCAUUGCACUAAAAACAAUACCAUGCAACCAAUCUACAUGUCUCUGACUGCUGAUGUCCCCACUGCAUCCAAGUUAAGGGACCUGGACAUGGAAAGAAGGGACCCACGGACAGUUGUAGCAGUUAUACUCGGCGGAGGAGCUGGAACUCGUCUCUUCCCUCUCACCAAGCGCCGUGCCAAACCUGCUGUUCCUAUUGGAGGCGCUUACAGGCUAAUUGACGUGCCCAUGAGCAAUUGCAUCAACAGUGGGAUCAACAAAGUUUACAUUCUCACUCAGUUCAAUUCAGCUUCACUCAACAGGCAUAUUGCUCGUGCUUACAACUCUGGCACUGGGGUUACCUUCGGAGAUGGCUAUGUCGAGGUUCUCGCGGCUACUCAAACUCCAGGGGAAGCAGGGAAAAGGUGGUUUCAGGGCACUGCAGAUGCUGUGCGUCAGUUCCAUUGGCUCUUUGAGGAUGCAAGAAGUAAGGACAUUGAAGAUGUGUUGAUUCUUUCCGGGGAUCACCUGUACAGGAUGGACUAUAUGGACUUUGUUCAAAAUCACCGGCAGAGCGGUGCAGACAUAACUCUUUCUUGUUUGCCUAUGGAUGAUAGCCGCGCCUCAGACUUCGGUCUAAUGAAGAUAGACAACAAAGGAAGGAUCCUUUCAUUCAGUGAAAAGCCCAAGGGGGAAGACUUGAAAGCAAUGCAAGUAGAUACAACAGUGCUGGGCCUUUCAAGGGAGGAGGCUCAAAAGAAACCAUAUAUUGCUUCCAUGGGAGUGUACGUUUUCAGGAAGGAGAUACUUCUUAACCUAUUAAGGUGGCGUUUCCCAACUGCAAAUGACUUUGGAUCAGAGGUCAUUCCUGCCUCGGCCAGAGAAUUCUACAUGAAGGCUUAUCUCUUCAAUGAUUACUGGGCAGAUAUAGGAACCAUCAGAUCCUUCUUUGAGGCAAAUCUAGCCCUCACCGAACAUCCUCCCAGGUUUAGCUUUUAUGACGCAGCAAAACCAAUGUAUACAUCAAGGAGGAACUUACCACCUUCAAAGAUUGACAACUGCAAGAUUGCUGAUUCAAUAAUAUCGCAUGGAAGCUUCUUGACCAAUUCCUCGAUAGAACACAGUGUAGUUGGAAUCAGAUCCAGAAUAAACUCGAACGUUCAUUUGAAGGAUACAGUGAUGCUUGGUGCUGAUUUCUAUGAAACGGACUCUGAAAUAGCAGCACUGUUGGCGGAGGGAAGAGUACCUAUUGGAAUAGGAGAAAAUACAACGAUCAAAGACUGCAUUAUUGACAAAAACGCCAGAAUCGGAAAGAAUGUUAUCAUAGCGAACUCAGAGGGCAUACAGGAGGCUGACAGAUCUUCAGAAGGGUUCUACAUUCGGUCCGGAGUGACCGUUAUAUUCAAGAACUCAGUAAUCGAAGAUGGAUUCGUAAUAUAAUAAUUUCCUCCGUCCUUUUAUCUAUUUUGACAUGGAUUAGGUUGAGAAUCGAGAAAAAAUAAAUAUUGAAAUUGAGUCAGUACUUUUAUUUUUUGUUACCAUAAAUCAAUGGUCAAUUUCCAGAAAAUAUCCAAUGAAAUUAAGUUUCACAC
Molecule: messenger RNA, 1756 nt
Organism: Neltuma alba
Lineage: Eukaryota; Viridiplantae; Streptophyta; Magnoliopsida; Fabales; Fabaceae
Product: glucose-1-phosphate adenylyltransferase large subunit 1, chloroplastic
Exons: 15
Coding region: 24-1604 (526 amino acids)
Biological process (GO): glycogen biosynthetic process
Molecular function (GO): glucose-1-phosphate adenylyltransferase activity
Source: RefSeq, a predicted model, not a curated record